Sciurus carolinensis (gray squirrel) is the source of this 1044-nucleotide messenger RNA. It is a transcript of the gene Lrrc69, whose product is annotated as leucine rich repeat containing 69. The transcript has 8 exons. The record is from RefSeq and is a predicted model, not a curated record. Gene Ontology annotation, molecular function: protein binding. NCBI's taxonomy places the organism in Eukaryota, Metazoa, Chordata, Mammalia, Rodentia, Sciuridae. Bases 1 to 1044 code for a protein of 347 amino acids.
AUGGCUGAGAAGUUAUUAUUAAGAGCAAUAAAGGGUGGUAAAAACACUCAUAUCAUUACAUUGAGUGGGAAGAGGAUAAUAAAGAUACCCUCAACCAUAGAAAAAUUGCCUGACCUGAAAACUCUGUAUCUUCAAAAUAACCUAAUCUCCAAAGUGUGCCCGGAGAUCAGCGCCUUGACCCAGUUGACAAUACUAAAUCUAGGAAACAACCUUUUAGAAGAAGUCCCAGAAGAGAUGAAAUACCUUACCUCCUUGAAGAAGCUUCAUUUAUUUGGAAAUAGGAUUUGUAGAUUUGCAUCUGGAGCAUGUGAUGGCUUACAAAAUUUGAUCCUGCUUAAUCUGAACGACAAUCAUCUUACGUGGCUUCCUCAAGACAUCGGCAGAUUAAAAAGUCUUACACAUCUGAGUGUAAACUGCAAUGAGCUAGCCAGCAUUCCUAUAGAACUUUGUUUCCUUAAGGAUCUUUGUGAACUUCAACUUAACUACAAUCAACUCACUUGCAUACCUGAAGAGAUUAAGUUCUUGAAGAAGCUCCAGAAGUUUCUUCUGGUCAGGAACUACAUCGAAGUUUUGCCAGAGGGAAUUUGUAAUCUUAAAAAGCUAAGCAUCCUAGACAUAGCUGGAAAUAAUAUUCAGAUAUUUCCACCAAGAUUUCACAAUCUGAAGCUGACAGAAUUCUAUUGUGAGGGAAACCCACUUUUCCUGAAGCAGCCAACUGUUGCUCUGCAACAGGAGGACGUCUGGAGUCUACAGGAAAUAACAUCAAGAUAUGUCAUGAAUCAGCUAGCAGGAAAACAUCCUUUCCUAACACGUGCCAUAGAACAGUAUCCAGAGGUCAGGAACUUAAUUUCUCAGGCAAAAAAAUGUCCAAUAUGUGGAGAAUUUUUUUUAUCCAUAUGGCUGGAAUGUGUUCGGUUUGUUCCUCCACCAAAGAGAUGGAAGAUAAGCAGAAAUCUACAGCUGGUACCUCUCCAGGUAUUAAUUUGUUCUUACAAAUGUUUUAAUCGGCGUGACCCUGACCUCUUUGGAAUUGCUCAAGUGUAG